Messenger RNA from Alternaria atra, 699 nucleotides. RefSeq lists its product as uncharacterized. The coding region runs from base 1 to 699 and encodes 232 amino acids. The record is from RefSeq and is a predicted model, not a curated record. The transcript has a single exon. NCBI's taxonomy places the organism in Eukaryota, Fungi, Ascomycota, Dothideomycetes, Pleosporales, Pleosporaceae.
AUGCAGCGCGAAAAAGCAUGGUCCAUUCGUCCAUACCCAUGUACUGGGAUAGGAAUGUUCCUCUCACCCAGCAUAUCCCAACAUCCCGCCUAUGCAGCGCUCCUUCCCAGUCUCAAAGCCAGCGGCAAGUUCCUAGAUAUCGGAUGCUAUAUGGGCCAAGACCUCCGCAGACUAGCCCAUGAUGGUGUUCCGGAGGCAAACUUGAUCGGCGCCGAUAUAGUCAAUCAUUGGGAUCUUGGAUAUGAGUUCUCCAAUGACAAAGACCGCUUCCACGCGCAAUACAUCGAAUCCGACCUUUUACAUCCGAACGAGGCUAUGCAACGACUAUUUGGCCAGAUCGAUGUCGUCUCCCUCAUACACGUCCUACAUCAAUGGGACUGGGACACGCAAAUCCUAGCUUGUAAGGAAAUUGCCAAGUUCUCUAAGCCAGGUAGUAUGGUCGUUGGAUACCAAGGUGGAACGAAUGACAUCGCCAAGCGAACAAAACGGAACCUGGAGAACGGGCAGAAAGAGUUUACGCUGCAUGACCCCGAGACUUUCCGGAACAUGUGGGAUAUUGUUAGUGAGGAUAUGGGGAUGAAGUGGAGUACGCAAGCGGAGAUUGUGCCAUGGAACGAGCUGGCUACUCGUAUGGAGGAUGUGACGUAUCUUGGGGAGGACUUUGCGCUGUUGAGAUUUUUGAUAACGAGAGUUCGCUGA